CAAAGAAAAUUGACAAGCUAAGCUAAAUAUAGCAAUGUGUAUGGCGAAAAAAACCUGAAUGAAAACACGAGCCUUACAUAAGGUUAGGAUUCCUCCUAAAAGACGCAGAGGUGUGAAGCCAGAUUCGUAUCAAGGAGAGAACCCACGAAAAACCAAAGGAGUAAGUUGAUAAUUGUGUGAUUAAUAAGCGAUUCCUCACUCCUCGAAGUUAAAAAAGAAUUAGAUUUUUGGUCAGAGUCAUCUUUAACUAUCGAAAAGUUCAUGAGACUCUGCUGUAAGAGCUUUUUCCUGUUUUUUAAAUUUUGACUGAAUUUGCUAUGAGGAUCACAGAACAUAUAAACGUAUCUUUUUCGCAGUUGUGUAAAUUUAGACACUUAUAACUACAGCAACACUAAGGACACUUAAGUGUUCCUGUAGUCGGUCGGACUUGUUGCGUCAUAGAAAAAUGUGUCUAAUAAUGAUUGGGAAAUCUAAAAAUUUCAUUAUCGAAGAGUCAUGAAUGAUGAGUUGACAAAUGUUGAAAACACUUUUCAUAAGGCUAAUUAUCCUCAGCAAAUUUAUCUAUCACAAUUCAUUUUUUGUUGGGGAGGUUGUACCAACUCAACAUUAACUUCAGUCUGCGGAGAAGUAAAGUGAUUUAAAGAACUUUCGCUUAAAAUCUACUAGAAAUCUUUGGCUUAGGCUUUUUUCUUCUUUGCUUUGUUUUUCUCUAAAGUAGACCGUUCGAAAAAAAAUUGACCUUUCUCAGACCUUUCCUCAGGGUUGCCCUUAGGAUCAACAGUGCUGAAAAUCACGCGCCAAAGAAUGAUUAAUAAUCACUUUUCCAAAAACAAAAAUCAAGUGAAUGUAAGCAUUUUCGAAUCGCAUCUUGCGUUAAAGCCGUGAUAAGAAACUUCUGUAAAGAAAUGAAGCGCGACGCAAACGCCAAGCGCAUUGCACACCAACGCCGCUAGACAAUGUUUACCUCACAGGCGCUUCUACGUUUGUUCUCUCGCUGGAAUAAACAGCGGUUUGACUGAGCUAUGUAACAAACAAUUACUUGCCCAGUCAAAUUUGUAUUCCCUUCCCUCAGUAGUCCGUCAGCAGCGCUUUUAGACACCAUAUAUAGCAACUCUAGUUUGUUUAGUUUUCUGUCUGUCUGGCAGGUACCUGACAGAGAUCUCAGAUGGAAUCUUUUGUCAAGCCGAGCCUCUUGGAAGUUUAGAAAUUACCCAGAUUUUUCCGUGACACUUAAUAUCCUAAAGAGGCAUGAUCAAAUUCUAAACCACUUAGGAAAACACUUUGAGACGGCGGCUAUGAAUCUCAAACCGAUGAAAUGACAAGAAAAAGUAACUGUUCAAAGCCACUUAGCCGAUACAGCCUUGUAGAGGUAAUUCCUAAUGGGAGAAUAACCAGGGUAACCCUGUACUAGCUCCAAUGGUUGAAUCGGAAUGAUGCCUUUUAUCAAGAAUUUAUGCGAGGAUACUCGGCCACCAUACUCCUUGUCGAUGUUCACGGCCUCUGUAUCACUGGUGCUAUGUUUAAUCACGGUGCCGGGAAAUGUGUUGGUUUGCUUAGCAAUCUUCAAGGAUCCUUACAAAGAACUGAGGACGUCGUUUAACUUUUUUGUAUUUCAAUUGGCCAUUAGUGACCUUGUAGUGGGAGUUUUGACCGAACCAAUGUUUAUUUGCUUCCACAUCAGAGAGGCCAUGAAGUAUCCGGUCAUGGAGAAUAUUUGGGUUAUUCACCUGACGUUUUUUAUAUCAUACGCUGCGUCGCUGUUAAGCCUGGCAGCGCUAACUCUGGACAGAUAUCUCACAGUGAUGUCACACCACAGAAGGCUGUUAUCCACCACUCAAAUCACCCUGAUAUCUGUGCUGAUAUGGGUGAUAUCUUUUUCGCUGCCAUGUUUGUAUUUCGUCACCGGAUUCUACCUGUUUGCGUUCAUGUUUACAAACGCUUCUCUCAUCAUAAUAAUCAGCAUAUUAACAUUUUCAUAUAUCCGUAUUCAUCAGAGACUGAAGGAUCAGAUCUCUCGCUGGCAUUGGUUCAAACAAACACAGAUCAAACUGACUGCGAUGUCGUUAGAGAAAAAACUAACGAGAGCCUUUUACAUCAUUCUCGGUAUAUUCCUCAUGUGUCUACUGCCAUCAUUUGUAAUGAUUUACAUCAUCAUCUUCUGUGAUGAAUGUGACUGCACGCUCGUUCAUUGGAUGAGAGACUUGCAAUUCAUAUUCCUGCUGCUGAACUGUUCGUUAAAUCAGUUCUUAUACGCCUGGAGAGCACGGAACUUCCGCAAAGCCAUCUCUGCCGUGUUUUGCAAAACAGUUUCAUACCAGGUGAACGCUGAGCUUGCCGGUAACAACAAUGGCAUAAUUGCCGCUGAUUCUAAUUCAGCUGAUGUAAUAGAACUGAUUCCUCUGGACCCCACGAAACUUUCCUCGAUGCCUAUAGAAGAAAUGGGUCAGACAAACCAAUUCUCCUUUCAGUCUUCAGAAAAAAGAAAUUAAAGACAAAGCGAAGUAGGCAAGGCUAUCUUAGAAGGUAACUGAUUGCAAGUUUAUGAUGGAGUGCUGAAGAAAUAGAGUACAUCUUCCUUCGUUGGUAUAGCAACCUUUUAGGCCUAUCCAGAAUAUUUUCUCUGGCGCGCGACUGGUUUAAACGCAGAAAAAGAGACAAUUCUUUUUUUCUUUUCAUGGAGUCGCUCUAAGAAGUGACGGUGAACUGUUCGUAAUAGUUUCGUACCGCGCGCUGGGAAAAAAAAAUCGAAGGAUAAUAAGAACCCGCAACUUCUAUUUGGCUUCAAAAUAUGCUCGUAUUUUUGUCCCUGGACAUUGUCUUUCCUUGAAGCUUUUCCUUGAAAAAACGGUCCGCCUCUCAGAGAAGGCAAUGUCUGCGGGCUGAUACCUGAGCAUGCUUUUACGCCAAAUGAAGCUAUCGCGUAGUAACUGUCUCAUCGUUGCUAGUUCAACAAUUCGACCCAUCAUAGUGAUCAAAUAUUGACCUUCAUAACAAGAUGUCUGGUGACGAAAAUAAACAUUGCACACAAUUCCAUAGUUCCAUCUGCACCUUUGUGUCUCUGUAAACAUGGCUGUUUCAUGAGUUUUGCAUCACAAUGAAAUUAACGUUUGGGUUCAUGAGCUUGUAGUAAAAUGUUAUGUGAUAAAAUCUCAUUUCAGCUGACAUUUUUGUCGCUCAAGAGAUUGGGGCGAGGAAACACUUGUCAGCUUAGGCUCCUUACAACUGAUCAAGAUAAUGUUGAUUGUUGAA
Messenger RNA from Pocillopora damicornis (cauliflower coral), 3249 nucleotides. RefSeq names its product adenosine receptor A2b. Gene Ontology annotation, cellular component: plasma membrane. Lineage: Eukaryota; Metazoa; Cnidaria; Anthozoa; Scleractinia; Pocilloporidae. Gene Ontology annotation, biological process: G protein-coupled receptor signaling pathway. Gene Ontology annotation, molecular function: G protein-coupled receptor activity. The record is from RefSeq and is a predicted model, not a curated record.